ACUAAAGUCCCGAUGGUUGCAGCCCAAUCGAGCGACAACGCGUUGAUCAACAAGUACCUAGGCGAGCAACGCUCUAAACCGAAAGUACCAGAUGGUACGCAUCCCACGUUUACCCAGGGCAUGGUCGGAGCUGCAAUCACUCUACGCAUGAGUGUUUUCGAAUGCUACAACUUGGUGUCUCUGUGCACUGUUGCAAAUCCAAACAAGGUACAAGAGGAGAUGGUAGGGACAGUAUAUACAUGGUGGACGAGGGAGCAUCAGCAAACGGGGACUUUAAAGGCUAUCACCGCAAAAGCCGCCAUUCAACGUCAUGACGCUGCAGCAGAUUUGUAAUUAUCCGCGGACCAUCUGGACUACGGCUAUAUAAACGACAGAGCACGGCAUGUAUUCCUUGUGACGGUUAUUGCGCAUCCGAUCGCCUCGCUGGGACGCCUUGCCGAUUGUAUCUAACAGGUACCCCGCCACCCGUCGCCAGUGUCUCCCCCCACCACCACCAAAACACAAUCAACCAUGCCUUUCGACGUGCAAGCGUUGCUGAAGGAGUCCAAGGCCGAGUACAGGCAGCUUGGGAAGAGUGGACUGAGAGUUUCUGUACCGAUUCUUGGUGCUAUGAGCAUUGGAACUAAAGAAUGGCAGCAAUGGGUCAUUGAAGAGGACGAAGCACUGCCGCUUCUCAAAGCUGCUUACGAUCGUGGAAUUACAACUUGGGACACAGCCAAUGUGUAUUCCAACGGCGUGUCCGAAGAGCUGAUCGCCAAAGCCAUCAAGAAGUACAACCUCCCGCGGCACAAACUCACCAUUCUUUCCAAAUGCUUUGGUGUUGUGGGAGAGUCGCCCGACGUGCGUAGCGUCCUCUUUCGCGACGAGAUGCCGCAGCUCAAGGACUACACGAACCAGGGCGGGCUCUCCCGCGCUGCCAUCUUCAACGCCGUAGAUGCAUCGCUCAAGCGUCUAGACAUGGAAUAUAUGGAUCUGCUACAGAUCCACCGCUUCGAUCCCGAUACGCCGCUCGAGGAGACGAUGGAGGCGCUGCACGAUCUCAUCAAGAGCGGCAAGGUUAGAUACAUUGGGGCCAGCUCCAUGUGGGCGACGCAGUUUGCGCAGAUGCAGUUUGUGGCCGAGAAGAACGGAUGGACCAAGUUCAUCAGCAUGCAGAACCACUACAACCUUCUUUACAGGGAAGAAGAGAGGGAGAUGAACCGAUUCUGCAACGCCACGGGUGUUGGGCUGAUCCCGUGGGCGCCCCUCUGCCGCGGACACCUCGCGCGACCGGCGUCGGCCUUCGGACAGACGAUUCGGUCCGAAGCGGAGAAGAAGAACGGCAGCUCGCUGAACCAGGACUCUGACAUGAAGACGAUUGCGCGCGUUGAGGAACUAGCGAAGAAGCACGGGUGGAGCAUGAGCACGGUGGCGCUUGCGUGGAUCAACAAGAGAGUGGCCAGUCCUAUAGUCGGGUUCAGCAAAGUGGAGAGGAUGGACGAGGCGUUGGAGGCGAGGGGCAAGGUGCUGUCGGACGAGGAGGAAGCGUAUCUGGAGGAGUUGUAUACACCCAGGAGGAUCAUUGGACACUGA
This is a messenger RNA of Periconia digitata, 1572 nucleotides long. The record is from the annotation of a GenBank genome assembly. Lineage: Eukaryota; Fungi; Ascomycota; Dothideomycetes; Pleosporales; Periconiaceae.